Populus euphratica (Euphrates poplar) is the source of this 3809-nucleotide messenger RNA. Its product is annotated as Tetratricopeptide repeat (TPR)-like superfamily protein. Gene Ontology annotation, molecular function: protein binding; RNA binding. Lineage: Eukaryota; Viridiplantae; Streptophyta; Magnoliopsida; Malpighiales; Salicaceae. Gene Ontology annotation, biological process: RNA modification. The record is from RefSeq and is a predicted model, not a curated record. The coding region runs from base 144 to 2612 and encodes 822 amino acids. The transcript is spliced from 4 exons.
CAUGUUCUAGGUAAAACAAAUAUUUUAAGUGAAACUGAGAAAAUUUAUAAAGAUAAGGGGCAAAUUGAAAUUUACCCUGAAAGGAAAGAGCUUCAACUACCAACCAGAAAACUAACAACAUCACAACCAGACACAAACAAUCCAUGGCCAUGGCCUCUACUUCUUCAUCAUCACUUCCAAUCCCUCUCUCCACACCUUCCCAUGACCCUUCUAAUAAAACCCAGAAAACUUCUCUCUUUAGAAUCUCGCCACCACCAAGCCCAUCUCUUAAAACCCCAUCAAUUCGCUCUCGAUUAAGCAAACUUUGCCAAGAAGGCCAGCCCCAUAUUGCACGCCAACUGUUUGAGACAUUUCCCCGCCCAACCACUGUCAUUUGUAACACCAUCAUAAUUGGCUUCAUUUGCAAUAACUUGCCUCUUGAAGCCAUUUUGUUCUAUUCCAAGUUAAAAAGUUCAAGUCUUGGCACCAAAUUUGAUUCCUAUACUUACUCUUCUACACUCAAAGCUUGCGCUGAAACGCGCAGUUUAAGGAUUGGUAAAGCCAUUCAUUGUCAUCUUAUUCGGUGUUUAUCAAAUCCGAGUAGAAUUGUCUAUAAUUCCCUUUUGAAUAUGUACUCUAGUUGUUUGAGUAAUGUGGGUUGUUUGAGUUAUCUAGAUUGCUCCAAGUAUGAUUUAGUGCAUAAAGUUUUUGAUACAAUGAGAAAGAGAGAUGUUGUUGCUUGGAAUACUAUGGUUUCUUGGUAUGUGAAGACAGAAAGAUAUGUAGAAGCAAUUAAGCUAUUUAGGGUGGUGAUGAAAAUGGGGAUUAAACCGAGUCCGGUUAGUUUUGUCAACGUUUUUCCUGCUUUUUCGAGUGUUGGAGAUUUUAAGAAUGCUGAUGUUCUUUAUGGGAUGCUUGUUAAAAUGGGUAGUGAAUAUGUGAAUGACUUGUUUGUUGUGAGCUCGGUGAUAUUCAUGUUUGCAGAGCUUGGACAUAUUGAUUUUGCUAGGAAGGUUUUUGACCAUUGUUUGGAGAAGAAUACGGAGAUUUGGAACACUAUGAUUGGUGGAUAUGUACAGAAUAAUUUUUUGAUUGAAGGCAUUGAUCUUUUCCUUAAAGCUGUGGAAACAGAACAGACGGUUCUUGAUGAUGUAACCUUUCUCUCGGUUUUAACGGCCGUUUCACAGCUGCAGUGUUUGGACUUGGCUCAACAACUGCAUGCCUUUGUGAUUAAGAAUCUAGCAGUAUUUCCCGUGAUGAUAACGAAUGCAAUCAUUGUGAUGUACUCGAGGUGCAAUUCUGUCCACACUUCUUUUGAAGUUUUCGAGAAGAUGGUGGAAAGAGAUAUUGUAUCUUGGAAUACCAUGAUUUCUGCUUUUGUACAGAUUGGAAUGGAUGAUGAGGGGUUGAUGCUUGUAUAUGAGAUGCAGAAGCAAGGGUUUGCAAUUGAUUCUGUGACAGUGACUGCUCUACUUUCUGCAGCAUCUAACCUUAGAAGCCAGGAAAUUGGAAAGCAGACCUAUGCUUAUCUUCUUAGGCAUGGGAUGCAAUUUGAAGGAAUGGAUGGUUAUCUUAUAGACAUGUAUGCAAAAUGUGGCCUGAUUAGGCUUGCACAACGGAUUUUUGAGAGAGGCAAUGUGAACAAUAGAGAUCAAGCCACGUGGAAUGCUAUGAUCGCUGGGUACGCACAGCAUGGGCUAGUAGAAGAAGCUUUUGUUACCUUUAGACAAAUGCUUGAGAAAAAUGUAAUGCCUAAUGCUGUAACUUUAGCAACCAUUAUCCCAGCCUGCAAUCCUGCGGGAAAUAUAGAUUUGGGAAAGCAACUCCAUGGAGUCUCCAUUCGGCUAUUGUUGGACAAAAAUAUAUUUGUCAGCACUUCCCUUGUCGACAUGUACUCGAAAUCAGGCUCAAUCAAUUAUGCAGAAAGUGUGUUUACCAAAUUACCAGACAAAAACUCUGUCACCUAUACAACAAUGAUAUUGGCUUAUGGUCAACAUGGGAUGGGCGAGAGAGCUCUCUCCUUGUUUCACUCAAUGAAGAAAUCCGGGAUUGAACCCGAUGCCAUAACUUUUAUUGCUGUCUUGUCAGCUUGCAGUCACUCGGGUCUGGUUGAUGAAGGUCUUCAAAUAUUUGAGUCAAUGGAGAAGGAUUUUAAGAUUCAACCCUCAACUCCGCACUAUUGCUGUGUUACAGACAUGUUAGGGAGAGUUGGUAGGGUGGUUGAAGCAUACGAGUUUGUUAAACAGUUGGGUGAAGCUGGCAAUGUGUUGGAAAUCUGGGGAUCACUUCUCGGGGCUUGCAGACUCCAUGAAUACGUGGAAUUGGGAGAAGUUGUUGCCAAGAAGUUGCUUGAAAUGGAGAAAACAGGCAACAUUACAGGCUAUCAUGUUUUGCUCUCCAAUAUAUAUGCAGAGGAAGGAAACUGGGUGAAUGUUGAUAAAGUAAGGAGAGAGAUGAGGGAAAAGGGUUUGCAAAAGGAAGUUGGCUCCAGUUGGAUUGAUAUCGGAGGUUCUGUGGCCCGUUUUACAUCGAAAGAUCAAGACCACCUUCACUCUGAUAAAAUAUAUGAAAUGUUGGCAGGAUUGGCUAUGGAGAUGAAAAAAAGUGAUCGUAGUCCUCAAAUCAAUCCCUGAAUGAAUUGGAAUAAGUUCUAGGACGUUUCUGGUGUUAUAUGGGGAAUAUUGUCUAACAAAUUACAUUUUGGAAAACUCGGUAUAGUUAGCUACUUGCAGCUGCUUCCUGCUUUUAAUUGUGGCUGCAUUUGUACUGUUCAGUAUAUGAUAUAAAACUAUGGUCGGUUAUCUGUGGAAUGUUUGUCCAGUACAACAAUUUGGAAACUAUGCUGGAUUGCAGGCUUAGAUUUCUGGAACCAGUCAAUAAAUCUGUUUGAUAAAAACAGAUUCUUUCUGGCUGCUGCCCAUGUCUACAUGGUCUAUGGUGUCAUAUUCAGCUACUGGGAACCAGCCAAAUGGGGUUAGAUAAGCUCUCUGAAUUCUGAAGCAGCCUUUAAAAAGCCUCCUUACCUAUCUAUUCAGAUAACUCAGACCUGUUUUUUUUUUCUUCCCAAACAAUCUGGGAUGCAUGAUUAGAGCAAAUAUUUAAAUCAGUUUGGCAUAUAAAUGGAAGAACAAAUGAAGAUGGAUGAUGGGGAAAAUUUGUUACAAAUAUGAAGAAAUCAUGUACAGCUCAUGGCCUAGCACUUCCAGUCUAGGAAGCAGUCCUCCUGCAUUGUUCGUCACUUAAGCAUCAUCAACUUCAGGGCACAUGGAUUUCUUUUUAAACAUACAGUGACAGAGAAGACUGUGUCAUGCACUCCCAUUUUUUUCCACUACACAUCCACUUUGUCUUUCAUGGAAAAGAAAAGAGGGAAGAGCUUCCAGAGAAGGAUACCGGGAUGUCCUUAAUGCUGAUCCAAUAGAUGUGCAUAGGAGACAUUAUUGAAGAAAUCGAAGCUUGUUUUUGUCUCUUUACCAGGUGUUGGCCUCCUUGUACCCGCAGUAGAGAUUGCAAAACGAAUGGUUGACCGUGAUGACAGACUCUCCAUAACUGUUUUUGUCAUGAAAUGCCCACCAUUAGACUGCAAGAUAAGGGAGUAUAUUGAAUCAGUCUCUGCCACUCAUUCUCUGCUCAUAUCCAAUUAGUUGACCUCCCUAGUGAUUAGCAAACUAGUCCUGGCAUCAACUUCCUUAGUUCAUUCAUUGAGAUCCGAAAACCACAUCUUAAAAAUGUUGUCUCCUAGCUUGAUCAGUCUGAACCAAGCUCCGAGUCACCUCAACUUGCUGGAUUUGUUGUUGGCAUGUUCUAUACAACAAUGAUAGACAUGGCUAACG